Messenger RNA from Misgurnus anguillicaudatus (oriental weatherfish), 2446 nucleotides. Its product is annotated as zinc-alpha-2-glycoprotein. Gene Ontology annotation, biological process: immune response. The record is from RefSeq and is a predicted model, not a curated record. Gene Ontology annotation, cellular component: external side of plasma membrane. Lineage: Eukaryota; Metazoa; Chordata; Actinopteri; Cypriniformes; Cobitidae.
GUGGCUGCAAGUCGAGCACUCAUAAAAGCUAAAAUCUUUGCAAAGAGGACUGACAAACUUACACCGCCACUGUUUAAACUUUAAGGAACCGCAAGUACAACCAGGUUUAGGUUUUAAUAAAAAGUGAAAAAAUUUUGAUUGCUUGAUUGAUUGUAACCGACUAGCAUACGCCGGAAAUGACGUAGUCUGUCCUAAAACAACUGUCCUGCACAUUAGUGUGUAUAACGUUACCGUUAUAUAAAAUGGAGAUUUUACACUGCGAAAAUUUCCGUCAAUAUGAACAAAAUUCUCAUACAGAUAAUGAUUUUACUUCCAGCAGUUACACCAAAGGGUUCACACUCUUUGUGGAUGCUUGGGACGUACAUCAAAGGAGAGACACCAUUUCCAGAGUUUAGCGUCAAAUUUAUGCUGGAUGACGUCACUGUAGGAUACUAUGAUUCAGAAAUAAAGAAAUACGUUUCCAGAGGAAAUAAGACAGAUGAAGUUGAUGUGGUUAAUCCAAACCACGUUAAGUUUAUAAGUGAUCAUAUGCAUACUCAUAUUGUGAGAAGACUAAGUCAACAGAAACCUGACAAUCAAACUGAAGGUCCUCAAGUAUAUCAGGUGAUGAGUCUUUGUGAACUGUGGGACAACGAUAAAGGGCAGCUGAUCACCAAAGAUGCUUACAAAGGUUACAUUACAGAUGAAAAGCAUUUUUAUGACAACAUAUUAACAUAUAAAGGCACAGUUGAAGUAACACAACUGUAUCUGGAGCUCUCCAAGUGGCGUCAUGAGAUGUUUUACUACCCAGCCUGCAUAACAACUCUCAAGAAUUACCUUAAAAUGAGAGGAACUCAAGUGAAUAGAAAAGUGAAACCCAGAGUCCGUAUCAUUCACAAACCAUCUUUACAUUCUGGAGGGUCGCAGGUGAGUUGUCUGGCAACAGGAUUUUAUCCUCGACACAUCAAUCUGACCCUGUUCAGAGAUGGACAGCCUGUAUCUGAUGAUGAGAUCACUGGAGGAGAUCUGCUGCCCAAUGAUGAUGGGACGUACCAGAUGAGGAAGAUCCUGGAGAUCAGUGAAGAAGAACAGAGAGAGAAACACAAAUACACCUGCACUGCCAUACAUCUAAGCCUGGACAACAAAUUGGACGUCAAUUUGGAGUUGGAUCAUGGGACACCAUUAAAGCCAGUGCUCUCCUCAGUGCUAACAGUUUUGGGAUUCGUUAUUGUGACUGUGGCUGCAGUUAUUAUAUGGAGGAAUCGAGCAGCUUCUUUUAAAAGGGAAAAUUCUUCUGCAUCUACUUCUGAAGAGUAUGUGUGCACAGCAUCAUAAAGUUUUAUGUUAUCAUUAUGACAUGAAGCUACAGUAAGUGAAGAAACGUCUUAAAGAAACAAUGAAACGGUUCCAGCACAAACUGAUGAAAAAAAGCGUUAAUUUACCAAACAAAUAUGCAGCAAUAUAGACUUUAAAUCUAGCAAUAUAAUUCUCAGACAAUAUGGAAAAAUUAUUAUCUUUGUUAACACUGUAAGUGGUGAUAUCACUGUAUUUCACAGUUUUGGGCAGGUACCAGGGCAUUUAAAUGAAUGUUGUGAAGUUUGAGAUGUUGGACAGAUUAUUUUUCUAUAAAUGGUAACAGUUAAAUGUCAACAUAAAUGUAAACAGAUUGAAAAUUAGCUGCAGUUCAGAUACCAACAUUUAUUGUAACAUGUAUGAUUUCAUACACUAAAAAAUUCAAGGUUAAUUUUUAAGCCAGCUGUAGGGUUUGUUUAUAUUUCCUGUCAUCAUUUUCUUAUCUUCAUGUUGUUCGAAACCUGUAUGAGUUUUGUUUUUUAUAUUAGACACAAAAUAAGAUAUUUUAAUAAAUGAUGGUAAGCACAAAGCUGAAAACAAAUACAAUGAUAUUCAAUGACCAACUGUGUACUUAUCAUCGUUUAUCAAAACAUCUUCUGUGUUCAUCAGAAAAAAUACAUUAAUACAGAUUUAGAACAACAUGAGGAUGACGACAGAAUUUUAUUUUUUGGGUGAACUAUCCCUUUAAGAGAACUCUAUAAUACUGAACACUUUAAAUUAAUGCUGGGUUAUUUUAUUUUGGGGUCAAAAAAGGGCGAGCCCAGCAGCUUUGUUGAAAUUAGCCCAGAAAAUGUUUAUGUUUGAACCAACAAUUGGUUAAAACAACCUAGUAUUUUGGGUUGAAACAACCAAAUUAUCCCUUUUUGACCCAAUGCUGGGUUGAAAAAACCCCAGCAUUUUUUGGAGUGUACAGUUUGGUCAGUUAAUUAUUGUAAUGUUUGAGGUGACAGCCAGUUGCUUAGUGGAUUUCAAUUGCCAUUUGUUUUGAAAUGCAGCAAUAUUGUGUACCAGUGUCAUAUCUCUUUGAUAAAUUAUUUUAAAUGUAUUGCUUGGAUGCAAAACAAAGACAUUGAAUAGGGGCAUUGAGAGAGAAUAAAUGCAUUUAAUAAUUUGG